This is a messenger RNA of Peromyscus leucopus (white-footed mouse), 7374 nucleotides long. RefSeq names its product sodium voltage-gated channel alpha subunit 7 (gene Scn7a). Lineage: Eukaryota; Metazoa; Chordata; Mammalia; Rodentia; Cricetidae. The record is from RefSeq and is a predicted model, not a curated record. Gene Ontology annotation, molecular function: voltage-gated sodium channel activity. Gene Ontology annotation, cellular component: voltage-gated sodium channel complex; plasma membrane; axon. Gene Ontology annotation, biological process: sodium ion transmembrane transport; membrane depolarization during action potential; neuronal action potential.
GGAGGCAAAGGACACAAAAACAGCUACUAGGCUUGCAGGGCAUCAGUCUGCAGGUGGUCUCUGGGGCUGUGGUUGGGGAACCACGCAGGUGGCUGAGUAUCUAGCUGGCAGCAGCUGGGGAGAGCAAGCACAGCAUAACAGCCUCCUGAGUCGAGAGCUGAGAGGAAAGAGAAGCCCAAGAGAGCAAAGCGCUCUCAGGAGCCUUGCUUCUGGGGCUCUUGCUGGGCUUUAAGUGAAAACUAUCAUUUGGCAGCAAGUAUAAAAUUGAAGAUGCUGACGUCACCAGAGCCAAAGGGCCUUAUCCCCUUUACGGCAGAGUCACUUGAACUCAUUGAAAAUCAUGUUGCUAAAAAAUGCAACGAAGAGCAUGAAGAAGAUUUAAAACCAAGCCCUUAUUUGGAAGCUGGCAAAGAACUGCCAUUUGCCUAUGGAACCCUUCCCCAAGGAAUGGUGUCCGAGCCCUUGGAAGAUAUGGAUCCAUAUUACUAUGUUAAGAGAAAUACUUUCAUAGUCUUAAACAGAAGCAGAGUUAUCUUCAGGUUCAAUGCCAUUUCCAUCUUCUGCACACUGUCUCCUUUCAACUCUCUCAGAAGAGUAGCUAUCAAGGUUUUGGUGAAUCCCCUUUUUCGCCUGCUGAUUUUAAUUAGCGUCCUUACUGACAGCAUGCUUAUGAGCAUGAAUAAUCCACCAGAAUGGAUACUGACAGUACAGAACACUUUGCUUGGGAUUUACACGUUUGAAAUACUUGUAAAAGUCAUUGCAAGAGGUGUCUGGGCAGGGUCGUUUUCCUUCCUUGGGGAUCUAUGGAACUGGCUUGAUUUCAGCGUAACUUUGUUUGAGCUUAUCACAAAGUUUUCAUCACUAAACUUCCUUCCAUUGGUUAAAACUGCAAGAACUUUGAGGAUUUUGAAGAUUAUCCCUUUGAACCAAGGCUUGCUGUCAGUUGUGGCGACCCUGGCCCAGUGUUUGAAGAAACUACUUGGUGCCAUUGUCCUAACUCUGUUUUUUCUGACUGUAUUUUCUCUACUUGGGAUGGGUCUCUUCAUGGGUAAUCUAAAGCACAAAUGUCUGCAUUGGCCCCAAGAAAAUAAAAAUGAAACCCUGCACAACAGAACUGGAAUCCAGUAUUAUAUUUCAGAAAGAGCAAACUUCUACUAUUUGGAAGGAGAGAGAUCUGCUCUCCUCUGUGGCAACGCAACAGAUGCUGGCCAAUGUCCCGAAGGUUAUGUGUGUGUGAAAGAGGGCAGCAAUCCUGACGAUGGCUUCACGAGUUUUGACAAUUUUGGUUGGGCCUUACUUGCUUUGUUUCGAUUGAUGACCCAGGAUUACCCUGAAUUGCUUUAUCACCAGAUCCUUUAUGCUUCAGGAAAGAUCUACAUGAUAUUUUUUGUUGUGAUCAGUUUCUGGUUUGCCUUUUAUAUGGCCAGUUUGUUCUUGGGCAUACUUAUUAUGACCUAUGAAAAGGAAAAGCAGAGAACUUCUGAGAAACCCAGAGACACGGAACCUAAAUUUCAACAGACUAUAAAAGAACACGAGGAAGGAAAUGAAGCAGCUGAGAUGAAAACUACAGAAAUAGAAAUGAAGAAAAGAUCACCAACUUCGAAGAACACUACCUUGGAUAUCUUGGAAGAGACUACCCUCAGACAGAAAGGAGAACCAGAAAUAUCCAGGAAGAAAUGCCCACUGUGUUGGCAUAAGUUUACUAAAACGUGCUGCAUCUGGGACUGCUGCCCCUGUUGGAUAAAACUGAGCAAGUUGGCUGAUGGAAUUAUAGCACAACCAUUUGCUGAUCUUUUUAUUGUCAUAUGCAUCAUUUUAAACAUAUGUUUCCUAGCCCUUGAACAUUUUCCAAUGAGUGAGGAGAUCAUGUAUAUCCUCACAGUUGGAAACUUGGUUUUUAUUGGAAUCUAUACAAUAGAAAUGAUUUUGAAGAUCAUCGCUAUGCAUCCAUAUGGGUAUUUCCAAGUAACAUGGAAUAUUUUGGACAGUAUAAUUGUCUUUUUUGGAUUAACAGAAAUUUUCCUAGCAGGUAUUGAAGAGAUAACUAUUUUUAUUUUGUUCCCGUUGAGAUUUAUUAAACUGGGGAAAUAUGGUCCACCAUUUGAGAAUUUGGUACGUAUCCUUGGUAACACCUUGAUGGCCCUGAAAAACUUGGUCCUGUUGCUCUUCUUAUUCGUUUACUUCUCUGCUGUGUUCGGCAUGAAUCUGUUUGGUCAAAGUUACAAAGACUGUGUCUGCCACAUAGACGAAGACUGUCAGCUCCCCCGCUGGCACAUGAAUGACUUCUUCCAUGCUUACAUGAACGUGUUCCGAAUUCUCUGUGGAGAGUGGAUAGAGACGUUAUGGGACUGUAUGAAGGUCGCAGGCCAGUCUUGGUGUAUUCCUUUUUACAUCAUGGUCAUUUUAAUUGGAAAUUUAUUGAUACUUUACCUCUUUGUGGCAUUGGUAAGCUCAUUCAGUUUAUAUGAUGCUACAAUACCAAAAGUGAACAAAGAAGCCAAAAACUUUCAGCUUGCCAUGGCCAGGAUAAAGAAAGGAGUAAACCAUGUGCUUCUCAAAAUAUUGUGCACAAAAAGAACUAUUCCUACAGAAGCAGGAGACCAAAUGAAUGAUACAGGUGUUAAAGAGAAUGUUUCUGGCCACACCCUUUCUGAACUGAGUGACAGCCAAACGUUCCUGAGAUAUAGGGAAAAGAGCAGUGGCACAGAGAAGACCCCUGCCACUGAAUCAGAGAGCCAGUCCCUGAUCGCUAGUCCCACUGUCUCAGAAACUGUGCCAAUCGCUUCGGGAGAAUCUGAUAUAGAAAAUCUGGAUAACAAGGAGACUCGAAGCAAGUCUGGGAUUGGAGACAGUAAAGAGAAAAUGAAGCAGUCUAGUUCAUCUGAAUGCAGCACAGUUGAUAUUGCUAUCUCUGAAGAAGAAGAAAUGGUCUAUGAGCAUGAAAAGCCAAAGCUUCACAAACAUGGUUAUGAACGAAAAUCUUCACCUGGUCAAGUCAGUAGAGAAUCUAGGAAUGGAAAUAUUUGGAAGAACAUAAGGAAAACUUGCUGCAAGAUAGUAGAAAACAACUGGUUCAAGUGUUUCAUUGGCAUGGUCACUCUGCUCAGCACAGGCACUCUGGCUCUUGAAGAUAUAUAUAUUGAUCAGCGAAAAACCAUUAAAAUCUUGCUGGAAUAUGCAGACAUGAUCUUCGCUUACAUCUUCAUUCUGGAGAUGCUUCUUAAGUGGGUGGCUUAUGGCUUCAAAGCCUAUUUCUCUAAUGGCUGGUACAAGCUGGACUUCAUGGUCAUCAUCGUGUUUUGUCUUAGCUUAAUAGGCAAAACUCGAGAAGAUCUGACCCCACUCACUUCCAUCAAAUUCCUUCGAGCACUCAGAGUUCUCUCUCAGUUUGAAAGAAUGAAGGUGGUUCUGAUAGCUUUGAUAAAAACAACAUUACCCACUUUCAGUGUGUUUCUGGUCUGCCUAAUGACCUGGCUACUUUUCAGUAUUAUGGGAGUACACUUAUUUGCUGGCAAGUUCUAUGAAUGCAUUGACCCAACAAGUGGAGAACGAUUCCCUAUAUUUGAAGUUAUGAAUCAGAGUCAGUGUGAAAACCUGGUAUUUAAUGAAUCAAUGCCAUGGGAGAAUGCAAACCUGAACUUUGAUAAUGUUGGAAAUGGUUUUCUUUCAUUGUUCCAAGUGGCAACAUUUAAUGGAUGGAUCAGUAUUAUGUAUUCAGCAAUUGAUUCUGUUGGUGUAGAUAUGCAGCCUAAUUAUGAACACAACCUCUACAUGUACAAUUAUUUUGUCAUCUUUGUUAUCUUUGGAUUAUUUCUCCCUCUGAGUAUGCUGAUCGGUGUUAUCAUUAGUAAUUUCAACAAGCAGAAAAUUAAGCAAGGAGGAUCAAAUAUCUUUAUAACAGUAAAACAGAAAAAACAAUACCGGGCAUUGAAGAAGCUCCUGUAUGAAGAUUCUCAAAAACCAGCACCCCGUCCCAUAAACAAGUUCCAAGGCUUCAUUUUUGACCUGGUAACACAUCGUGUCUUUAAUGUUAUCAUCAUAGUUCUUAUCUGUUUCCAAGCAACCACCAUUAUGAUACAAAAUGAUGAGCAGAGUAUACAAAUGGAAACUGCCCUCUACUGGAUGGAAGUCAUUUUUGUCAUGCUGUUUACUCUAGAAUGCAUCCUGAAACUCAUAGCCUUCCGCUGCCACUAUUUCACCAAUGUGUGGAAUGUUCAUGAUUUUAUGGUGGUUAUUUUCUCCAUUACAGGAUUGUUGCUGCCUUUGACAGUAGGACAAUAUUUGGUGCCUCCUUCACUUGUGCAACUGAUACUUCUCUCUCGGGUCAUCCACAUCUUGCAUCCUGGGAAAGGACCAAAGGUGUUCCAUGAUCUGAUGCUUCCUUUGAUACUGUCACUCCCAGCAUUGCUGAACAUUAGUCUUCUCAUCUUCCUGGUCAUGUUUAUCUAUGCCAUCUUUGGAAUGUACAACUUUGCCUAUGUUAAGAAAGAAGCUGGAAUUAAUGAUGUCUCCAACUUUGAGACCUUUGGAAGCAGUAUGCUCUGUCUUUUUCAAGUUACAAUAUUUUCUGGUUGGGAUGGCAUGCUGAAUGCAAUUUUCAACAGCCAAUGGUCUGACUGUGAUCCUGAUAAAAUUAAUCCUGGCACUCAGGUCAAAGGAGAUUGUGGGAACCCUACUGUUGGGAUUUUUUAUUUUGUCAGUUAUAUCCUCAUAUCAUGGCUGAUCAUUGUUAAUAUGUACAUCAUGUUGAUCAUGGAGUUUCUAAGCAUUCCUUUUAAGAAAAAAAACAGGACCUUGAGUGAAGAUGACUUUAAGAAAUUUUUCCAGGUAUGGAACAGGUUUGACCCUGAUAGGACCCAAUACAUAGACUCUAGCAAGCUUUCAGAUUUUGCAGCUGCUCUCGAUCCUCCUCUUUUCAUGGCAAAACCGAACAAGGGCCAACUUGUGGCUAUGGAUCUCCCCAUGGCUGCCGGAGACAGAAUUCAUUGUCUUGACAUCUUACUUGCCUUUACAAAAAGAGUGAUGGGAAAAGAUGAGAGAGUGGAGAAAAUCCUUUCAGAGAUAGAAUCUGGAUUUAUGUUAGCAAACCCUUUCAAAAUCACAUACGAACCAAUUACAACCACUUUGAAACGCAAACAAGAGGCAGUUUCAGCAACCAUCAUCCAGCGUGCUUAUAAGAGUUACCGCUUAAGGCAAAAUGACAAAAACACAUCAGAUAUCCCUAUAAUAGAUGAUGACAGAGAUGAUCCUGCUUCUAAAGGUGCACGUUCUGACAAAAUUGAGGAAAAGACAUCUAUUCAAACCCAGAUCUGAUUUCAUUUCCCACUUGUGCUUUCUUCACAUAUCCUCCAAACACCAAGUUUAACUAAGUACAAUUACGGAUCAGAGAGUAGAGAAAAUGAUUACAUGUUUGUCGAUACACACAUCUCCAUGCCAAGCUCAUUUUCAUGUUUGGUCUGCCCAAUGCAUCUAAAGUAGGUUACUGUCAUCAUGUGGCUAUUUAACUUUUUCUACAGGGCUUUCCUGGUGUUGCCUGUGGCGGAAGAUGAGUGGGAGGAAAUGAAAAAAAAAAAAUGGCAGUAAAGUUCAGCAGCCAAACGACUUUUCUUUUCUAUUUUAUAUGUAAUUUCACAGGUAGCUAGGUCACCACUCCUGGGGCUUAGUUGCAAAUAUGUGAUACUUCCUUAAAGUGAGAUUUUGCUUCUGAGAAUCAUUGCAUUACAUCACAAGCAUUACAUCACAAGCAUGCAUUACAUCACAAGCAUGCAUCAAUAAAUGCUGCUGGCUGUAUGGGAAAAUGCAGUUCCUCAGAAAGUGCCUUUGAGUUCGGUCACAGAGAUUUUAGGCUAAUUUACAACACAUAUCCUUUGAAAGGUUUGGCUUGACACCUUUUUCUUGCUAUUCUUUUUUCUUUACUUCUUGGCCUUUUGUAUGUUUGGUUGGUUGGCUUUUGUUGUUGUUGUUGUUGUUGUUGUGGUGGUGGUGGUGGUGGUGGUGGUGGUGGUGGUGGUUUGACAUCUGUUGUUUAGUUUCAGACAGUGGAUGCUGACAUUGCUUCCUUGCUCUUGGGCUCCUGUUUCCUCAUCUCUCUAGCAAGCUCUGCAUGAGGCUCAGCAGAUUAGAUUCAUAGAGUGAGAAGCACAGAAGGAACUACUCUCUAAUCCUACAUUUUCUAUAUUUUCUUCACAUUUAUACCUUUUUAAAGUACACAUUUAUUAAAUAGAUACAAUAGAGAUAAAUGUGAAUGGACUAAAGCUUCACCUUAUUGUAAAAACUGAUGUAUUUUUUACCAUUUAUCCAUAGCAGAUGCAUGCUGUCAUAUAAAUGAGAAGAGUCGAAGGCAACCAGCAUGUCUAGGGAUUUUCAGUGCCCUGACCCUUAAUUAGGAAAGUGGAGACUUGAAAGUUUUCAUUGCACUUUGUAUUUCUUGUAUCUUAAAAAAGUAAAGUGAUCCUUAAAACAAUAGGGCCUAUGAAUUAACAGACAAAAUUAAAUUGGUAUUUGAUAACAUCAUUAUAUGCAAAUUAGAUUUAGUUGCUCAUUUAGCUUUUACCUACUUAUUUGUUUUAUAUUUUGUCAUACAUACAAGUGCUCAUGUAAAUGUUUUAUAUUUGAGAAUCUGUAAAAUAACAAACAUUAAUUUUCAUUACUGACAUUAUUACUAAUAUUGUUGAUUUUGAUUUAUUCAUAAAAUUGUUUAAUUCCCUUCAUGUAGUUUGAGAAUCUGAUAUUUACUCCCUUUGUAUGAAAACUGAUUUCACUGUGCCUAUGAAGUCCUCCAGAAUUAGAAAGAAAAUAUAUAUUCUGUUGACUUACAUAACAAGCUUUAAAUGUGUUUUAUGACACUCAAUGCCAUGAUGUCCUAGAGAUUGUAUUUUGCAAUGAAUGCAUGAUUGUGAGCCUUAACUCCUGUUAUCUGCUUCUGCUCUUCAGAAACUUAGUAACUUUACCAACAUGCCUUGAAAGACCACCUAAGUAAAUGUAAUUUCAGAGUCAGGUGGGAUUUUUUAUAAAAAUAUUUCCCUUUCACUGCUCACUCUCUGUCUUGUGAUAGAGACAAGAGAGGCAUGGGAUGUUUAACUAGUAACUUGGUGACAACUGGUGUGUUACCUCAACUUCUCAGUUUUUUCAUUCCUGGAAAUGCCUUAAUGUGGAAAUUGCUGCAGAAACUAAAACUGAAUUGUAACUUGCUUCCAUAAAUGCCAUGAUGACAACACACUGAUUUGAGUUUGAAGAUCAUUUUGCUAUUACUUAUAAAGAAUGGUGAGCAAUAACCAUGCAAAAUUGCAGGAAGUUUCAUUUCUGAAAGAUUGUUGCCAUAUGUUCUACUUUUGAGAUAUUGCAGGAAAUAAUAAAUGUCACCUGUUAAGCACA